This is a messenger RNA of Trachemys scripta elegans, 4649 nucleotides long. RefSeq names its product radical S-adenosyl methionine domain containing 2 (gene RSAD2). The record is from RefSeq and is a predicted model, not a curated record. Gene Ontology annotation, cellular component: mitochondrion; endoplasmic reticulum membrane; endoplasmic reticulum. Lineage: Eukaryota; Metazoa; Chordata; Testudines; Emydidae. Gene Ontology annotation, molecular function: 4 iron, 4 sulfur cluster binding; catalytic activity. Bases 53 to 1123 code for a protein of 356 amino acids. Gene Ontology annotation, biological process: defense response to virus; positive regulation of immune response. The transcript is spliced from 6 exons.
UGGAGCCCGCGCCCCUGCCCGGCGCUCCAGAGCGCUGCAGCCCAGCACCGCGAUGCACCUGGCCGAGAUGCGCAGCUUGCCCCAGGCGCUGGCGAUGCUAUUCCGGGUCCUCCAGGCGCAGCUGAGCGCCCUGUGGCUCUGCCUAGCGCCCUUCUCCUGCCGGCUCCGGGGGGCGCUGCUGCCGGGGAGGAGCCCCCCGCUGCAGGAGGAGGGCGCUGGGGAGCCGGAUGGCGCCGAGGUGCCCACGGCCCCCACCAGCGUCAACUAUCACUUCACCCGCCAGUGCAACUACCGCUGCGGCUUCUGCUUCCACACGGCCAAGACCUCCUUCGUGCUGCCCCUCGAGGAGGCCAGGAGGGGGCUGGCCAUGCUCAAGGAGGCGGGUAUGGAAAAAAUAAACUUUUCAGGAGGAGAGCCAUUUCUGCAAGAGAGAGGAGAAUUUGUGGGCAAAUUGGUCCAGUUUUGCAAGCAGGAACUAAAACUGCAAAGUGUCAGCAUUGUGAGCAAUGGCAGCAUGAUUAGAGAACGAUGGUUCAAGCGCUACGGUGAAUAUCUAGAUAUUCUUGCAGUUUCCUGUGAUAGUUUUGAUGAGGAAGUCAAUGUUUUAAUUGGCCGUGGACAAGGAAACAAGAACCACAUUGAGAAUCUCCAAAGACUGAGAAAGUGGUGCCGAGAUUAUGCUGUGGCUUUUAAAUUAAAUUCAGUAAUUAAUAGAUUUAAUGUUGACGAAGAUAUGAAUGAACAGAUUGAGGCACUAAAUCCUAUCCGGUGGAAGGUAUUCCAAUGCCUGCUCAUUGAAGGAGAGAAUACAGGUGAAGAUGCACUGAGAGAAGCAGAGAAAUUUAUGAUCAGUGAUGAAGAUUUUGAACGAUUCCUAGAUCGCCAUAGAGAGAUCUCAUGUUUAGUACCAGAAUCUAAUCAGAAGAUGAGAGACUCAUACCUCAUUCUGGAUGAAUAUAUGCGUUUUCUGAACUGUAGAAAUGGACGGAAAGAGCCUUCCAAAUCUAUCCUGGAUGUAGGCGUAGAACAUGCUAUAAAAUUCAGUGGAUUUGAUGAGAAGAUGUUUCUGAAUCGAGGAGGAAAAUAUGUGUGGAGUAAAGCAGAUAUGAAGCUAGAAUGGUGACUCCAAGUAUUUUUUUAUUGCACAUGUGCUUUGUAGUACUAUAAUAAUAAUUAUUAUUUUUGACAUAAGUAUUGUAUGUUUGUUUCUUAUUUUUAUGCUUUAUAUAUAUGCCAAAGACCAUUUUUAAUUAAAAGUAGAGUAAUGUUAAUUGCAGAGAAAAUAGUGUGUGUAACUUUAAAUUUUAGCUUGCUUAAAACUAAUCUUUUUGAAAUUUAGAUUGUUUUUAUCUACUGUGUACUCAGGGAUUGCUAAAUAAUGAUUGAAUUUAGAUAUAAGAUGAUCUCCCAAAUCUAGUACUUACCUAGUCUCUUAAAAUUCUUAAACUACACCUUCCACUAUGGUAAAAUAUAUUGUAAAAAUAUAUGUAGUUCUAGGCAUAAAGAGUAUUGCAUUAAAUUAGAAAAAGUCAUAUAGGAAAUAGUUUUAAAAUAAUAAAUCAGUGACCCAGAAAAACAAAAACAACAAAUGCAACAUCAUAAUAUAUUUCUUUAAUGACAAGUUAGACAGGUAGAUUUCUUAUCAUGAAGCUUGUUCUGCCUAGUUCUUAAGAAAUAAUAAGUUACAAUUCCAGGCUAGGUCACUAGGGGGCAAAUCAGUAGUGCUUUGAAGACAAUGCUGACAUUUUCUUGAGUAAGAACUGUUGAACAUUAGCUACCAUAAUAUAUGACUGAGGCAUAAGCUAAAUUAAGUUAAAUGGAAACCAGUGCCAAGUGAAACAUCCAAUUGUCACUUUGCAAGCAUUUGUUUGUGAAAGUGUAUAUUUCCUCCAGUAUUUGUAAAUGUGAUGCAGGGUGCAAUUUUCUCGUGUUCACUAGAGAAUGCUACUUUUGUUAGGGGAGAAUAUGAAAUUUUUCCCAAAACAUAAUCAUGUUUUUACCCUUGAUGGUAAACAUUAUUUCACUGGAAACUGACAGUGUUUCUCAUGGGAAACAAUCUUUUGUUUUAAUAAAAAGUAUUCAAGGUGAAAACCAAAUAUUUUGCUUUGUACGUGAAUCCACUCAAAUCUUACUUUUUAAAUGAUUUUUUCCCCACAUCCUGCUCUCGUGGGGAGCUCUAUUAGAGAGAGUGGACAGAAUUCUGUAAUGCCUGCCUUGUGUUAAAGAAAUGCUAGAGUUAUUUGCUGUAUAUUUUGCUAAGCCAGGAAGUCAGAAACCACAAAGUUCACAAACCAUAUGUCUUCAUUUAGAAGCCAGCUUGGCUUAGUAAUCACCCUUAUUUAGUAGCUGCACCAAUAACAUACAAGCUGUAAGUGAAACCAAUAAAAUUUAAUAACAGCCACCUUUGAUUUCAAGGGGUAGCAUCAACUUGAAAUAUAGUAAACUCAAAAACACGAGUUAGAAGUAAUUUCAGUUAUUACACUUGUGCCUGAGCCGUCCCCCUCCCUCCCCGCCGCCAAUUGUGAUGGUUUUACAGUUAUGUUUUUCUACUUUUAAAAAUGUUUUUUUCUCUUCCUAAUUUUUUGUGUGAAAAACCCUACAAACAGGCAACUCACUGAGGACCCGAUCCUGCAGACACUUAUGUGUGAGUAAGUUUACUCAUUCAGAUAGUCCCAUUGAACUUAGGCCUGGAUCCUCAAAGAUAUUUUAGCUCCUAACUUCCAUUGAAAUCAGUAAGAAUUAGGUGCCUAACUAUCUUUGAGGAUAUGGGCCUCAAUGCUUAUAGUUACUAAUGUGCAUAAGAGUUUGCAGCAUCGGGCCACAGCAUGUGUCAAAUGCUAGUGUAAAUAAAUAAUAGAGAAAUAUACAUGUUUUCUCUAAUUUCUUUCAAUUAUAGUAAUUUUACUUCUUGUUUUAACAAUAAUAGGUAAAGUAUUUUCGGAGAGAAAUUAAACUUUUAAUUUGACUCUUUAAAGCUGCAGCACUAGAUGAUUACAAUGGUCCCUCUGGCCUUGGAAUCUAUGAAAGGGAGAAGUAAUUAAAUGUAAUAGAAGCCACAGCUUCUAGAUAGAGUUUUAUGGCAUUACACCCUGCUGAAAAAAUGGGAGAAUAUUUUUAAAUAGUAAAUUUAGGUCUGUAUUUUAUUGUCCUAACCAUAAUGACGUAGAGCCUUUAAAGAACAAAAGAGUGCCGAGAGAAUUCUACAAUCAUUACAUUGUCUAUACAUAGAUUUUUAUUAAUUUUUUUUCUCAAGGCAUUUUAACUUCUCCAGAUAGAAUUAAAAGGCUUGAUCCCACAAUCUUUAAAUAAAAUUCCCCAUGACCUCAGUUGGAGUUUUCCCUAAGUAAAGACUGUGGGACAACACCCAAAGUAUAUACUUGUGUCCUUGAAUAUGAUUUUUUCUUAUGGCUAAAAUCUUGGAUCCAACAUAUAUCCUCUGCAGCCAGGCUGUGAGCUGAGGAGUUGGAAUUCUCUGUGAUUUCUGGUCCAGCCCCACCUUGAGGAAUGGCUAGCGCUAGUGUCUCCUUGUAUCAUUAAAUCCAUCAGCCUACUGCUAACCCAAAAUGCCUGCUGCGUAGCAGCAUGCAGGGAGCCUCCUCAGGUAUGAGCCACACACAUAGAAGUAUACAACUCCUAUGCAGACCCUUUUAAUCUUGCCACCCUUCCUGCCCCUCUGUCAUUUGCACAAGAGAAAUGCAACAGUUUUGCUACAGGAAUAAAAGAGUUAGAGAGCAGAAGCUAAAAAGUGAAUAGAAAAGCAACUAAAAAAAUUCAUACAUUUAGAAACAUUUGAAAAGAAUGAUAAAGAACCAAAAUGUUCAGAGUGCUGUGAAGAGAGUUCUGAUUUGUGUUCUUACUUUUCAUAUUCAGUCCUGUGGGAUUUUCAUCGUCUUUACUACAAUAUUCAAUAAAAUAAACCCAAACCCACUGUAUGUGGUAUUGCUUCAAAGGAGAUGAAAAUUGUCUGCACCAAGAUACAUCACAAUGAGAACUUGCUUUAGUUUUUAAGAUACUUUGAAGGCCAAACCUUAGCAGUGAAUAGACACUUUAUACAUUUUACAAUUUAAGGUGCUUCUGAAUGAAAAAAUCCUUGUCGUUUAAAGUUUUAGGUUUUUGACUGUAAUAAAAUGAAGGGGUUUUAUCCAUAGCUAUAAGUUUCAGUAUUAAUCUAGACUGAUGUGUGCUAUUUUUACAUAGAUACAGUAUAUAGAUGUGGUUCUAUUAGAACAAAUUGUAUAUUUUAGGCCCUGAUCAUUUAGACACGUGCUUGACUUUAAAUAUGUGACUUUAGGUCUCAAUCCUGGAAACAUAUAUGUGCUUAACUUUACUAACAUGAGUAGUCUCAUGGUAGUUAAGAACAUGCAUAUGUGUUUGCAGGAUCAGGCAUUAGCUUGCACAGUAAUUUUUUAGCACUUUUAUUGCUUUUCAUAUUAGGAAAAGUGACAGGUAGAAAGAACUCAAUGCACUUGAAGUCAGUAAGAAUUUUUUCUGAGUAAGUAAUGUAGGAUAUGCCCUAUCUGAUGUGCUUAGCUUUCAUUAUAAAGUGUAACUGUAAUAUUUUAGUGUGUUGCAGAAAUAUGAUGUUGCAUUUAUUUAUUAUUAUUACUGAAUUUUUUUAAAUGUUUUGUAAAAAGUUGAUAUUAAUAUAU